AUGGCGAUCCCAUCGCCCCUCCGGCCCUGCAUGGGGAAGGGAUCCCAGCAGCUCGCUGGCUCACGGUCCCCGGGGACCAGAGGCAGGGGCAACGCUCGGGCCCCGCCCGCGCCCACCCGCGAGGAGGGUCCCCGCCAGCCCGGUACCCACUUACUCCGACACCUCCCGCGGCGGCUGCAGCAACUGUGCUGGCGGCCCCGCCCCGCUCGGGUCACGUGGCACCGGGUCACGCGGAGCAGCUCUCAGCCGGAGGGGCUGACUCGUCCGGGUGAUUGCGGGGCCCUGGCUCCCGGUGGACUGUGCCCUGACUGGGGCCAGCCACCCUUUCAUCUCCGCUCCAGGGACGCGCAGGGCUGGGAACAGCCGUGGGAGGCGAGACUUGGAGACUGGGUUCGUGCAGGAGUCCGGGGACUUGGGGGCCUCAGCUUAAUCUUUACAGCAAUCUUUACAGAGAAAAGGGAAGGCCCCUGGUCUUCCCAGGUCUCCACCUCAAGAAAUGGGAACACACCACACAAUGAGCUAGGUGGCCACAUUCUGCAGUUCCCGUCAUUGGGCUCACGGCUCCCCGUGGGCCCAUCUGCAGCCCCAGGCCAGCUUGAUAGAGGUGGUGUUAGUCUGGCCUGGUGGUUGAUGCUGGCUGUCGGCUGGAACACUCACAUAGGGCCUCUCCCUGUGGCCUGGGCUUCCUCACAACAUGGUGGCUGGGUUCCAAGGGCAACCAUAUCCAACAGACGUGAAUGGCUUAUCAUGGAAUGGACUUCAGAGCCACACUCUCUGGUUAUGAAUCUCAGCUCUACCAUUUACUGAUUGGGUAACUUCUGUGAUCAGCAUUAGCAUUACGAGCCAGCAUAUGGAACAUCUACUUGCAAAAAGUUACCAACCCUGAGCGUUGCGCUUCAAAUGUGAUUGGCUGAAGCACAUAAUACCAUCUUUCACAGCAUAACCUGCUUUUCCAACUCUGCAGGAUUCCACUGCAUCUCUUGAUCAAUAAUUUUGUAAAAUGUCCACCAGCAAAAAGGAGCAUGGUCUUCAAUUUUUGUUCGUUUUUUCUUCUGUGUUACCCAUGUUGAUUCUACUUGUUCCCAUGCUAAAAGAGUGUUGAGUAACAUCCAAGUAAAAUAGUCAAAUUUUGUAAUGGAUGAAACCCAUUUCAAAAGAUAAUCAUGGCAGGUGCUGAACUGGACUGGACUGGACUGAAAUUUAUUUUCUGGUUCAUACAUAAUGUCCUUUUUAACAAGAGUUUUGAUAAUAAAAGGGACAAGUUUUUCAUCAAUUCUCGUUUAACACAUUCAACAAGUUCCUUAGUAAUGGAGCACCUCCAUUACACUGUUAGCUGUUCUUUCAAUUUACACAAUCCUACUGCCAAAUUGAUACUGAAAACUAUGAACAAGAAAUAAGUAGGGGCACCUGAGUUGGCUCAGUCAGUUGAGCGACUGACAUCAGCUCGGGUCAUGAUCUCACGGGGUUCAUUGGUUUGAGUCCCGGGUCGGACCGUGUGCUGACAGCUGAGAGCCUGGAGCCUGCUUUGGAUUCUUUGUCUCCCUCUCUCUCUGCUUCUCCCCUUCUCUCUCUCUCUCUCUCUCUCUCUCUCUCUCUCUCUCUC
Messenger RNA from Felis catus (domestic cat), 1603 nucleotides. RefSeq lists its product as uncharacterized. The coding region runs from base 1 to 807 and encodes 268 amino acids. The transcript has 5 exons. The record is from RefSeq and is a predicted model, not a curated record. NCBI's taxonomy places the organism in Eukaryota, Metazoa, Chordata, Mammalia, Carnivora, Felidae.